This is a messenger RNA of Quercus lobata, 1494 nucleotides long. RefSeq names its product tryptophan aminotransferase-related protein 3-like. Gene Ontology annotation, biological process: amino acid metabolic process. The transcript has 5 exons. The record is from RefSeq and is a predicted model, not a curated record. The coding region runs from base 1 to 1494 and encodes 497 amino acids. Lineage: Eukaryota; Viridiplantae; Streptophyta; Magnoliopsida; Fagales; Fagaceae. Gene Ontology annotation, molecular function: transaminase activity; carbon-sulfur lyase activity.
AUGGCUACGGUUCAAAGCUUCAAAUAUGCACUGAUCUUAAUUUCUUCCAUAAUUCUAAAUCUCUUCUCUGCCAAUGUAUUUUUGCGAAUUAGGUGGGAGCAAAGUUGGACAAAAAUGGCAGCCACAGAAGCUGAAACUGUGGCAUCUAUUUCAUGUUCGGGCCAUGGAAGGGCCUUCUUGGAUGGUUUAGUUGUUAAUGGAAAACCCAUUUGCGAGUGUAAUGCUUGCUUCGCCGGUACUGACUGCUCUGAUUUCUUGUCUGACUGUGUGGUAGAUGCUGAUAGCGGAGAUCCUACAUUCUUGGAGCCCUUUUGGGAGCAGCAUGCGGCUAGUAGUGCCAUAGUGACGGCUGGAUGGCAUCGUAUGAGCUAUGAGUUCAACGAUGGCUCGCUCAUCUCAGAAGAGCUCAAAACACAUAUAAGACGGGUGCAUGACAUCGUUGGUAAUGCAGUUACAGAUGGAAGAUUCAUCAUUUUUGGUGCUGGUGCCACCCAACUUCUUAACGCAGCCGUGCGUGCUAAUUCCCCAGAGAGUUCAUCCUCACCAGAAAAAGUUGUGGCCUCAACCCCUUACUACCCGGUUUAUAAAGAGCAAACCGAGUUUUUGAACUCUAAGGAUUAUAAGUUCAGCGGAGAUACUUCGCUGUGGAAGAGCAGUGUUAUAGACUCCUCAUCUUCCCAGAAUUUUAUUGAGUUUGUGACUUCACCCAACAAUCCGGAUGGUCAGUUGAGGAAGGCAGUUCUUAGAGGCCCAUUUGUUAAGACGAUUCAUGAUCUCGCCUAUUACUGGCCACACUUCACAGCUAUUCCUGCUCCAGCGGAUGAAGAUCUCACAAUAUUUACACUUUCUAAGCUCACCGGUCAUGCUGGCAGUCGAUUCGGGUGGGCAAUAAUAAAAGAUGAGGCUGUAUACCAAAGAAUGCUAACAUAUAUGAGUCUAAGUACCUAUGGUGUCUCUCGAGAAACUCAGUUAAGAGUUUUGAAGCUGCUAAAAGUAGUCAUUGAAGGGAAAGGAAGGGAAAUGUAUGAGUUUGGAUACAAGACCAUGAAAACCCGAUGGGAUCAAUUGAGCAAAUCUGUAUCACUGUCAAAACGUUUUUCCAUCCAGGAUCUUGAACCUCAUUACUGUUCAUUUUCAGGAAAAGUUAAGAAAUCUUCUCCAGCUUUUGCGUGGCUGAAGUGUGAGAGACAAGAAGAUAAGCAUUGCUAUGAGGUACUGAAAGCAGCCCAUAUCACUGGCCGUGAUGGUAGUUUGUUUGGUGCUGAAAGCCGCUAUGUACGUCUCAGCAUGCUUAGAAGCCAAGAUAAUUUCGAUUUAUUACUGCAACGGAUUGAAAAGUUAGUGACUGAGGAAUAUGCUAGCAGAAGUAGUAUGGCCCCAUCUGUUUCAAGAGAAAACAAACGUAAUCAGUCGAUGCUGUUGGAUGCUUGUUAUUGUUGUCAUACUCUUGAGAGACACUGCAUUGAACCAUUUGCAUCGAAUUUGUUGGAUUAA